This is a messenger RNA of Cantharellus anzutake, 665 nucleotides long. RefSeq lists its product as uncharacterized. Gene Ontology annotation, cellular component: mitochondrion; nucleus. The coding region runs from base 43 to 492 and encodes 149 amino acids. NCBI's taxonomy places the organism in Eukaryota, Fungi, Basidiomycota, Agaricomycetes, Cantharellales, Hydnaceae. Gene Ontology annotation, biological process: mitochondrion organization. The transcript is spliced from 4 exons. The record is from RefSeq and is a predicted model, not a curated record.
AUCCGACAUCUACAUACGCCAAAGAAAACUCAUUCGUCCAGCAUGCCUCGUCAAUCUCGAUCCCGGCCCGCUGCUCGACCUGCGGCACCUGCUCCGUCUGCACAGCAAAGUCGGGGUGCUCACACUGCUGCCGCUCCGUCAUAUGGAGGAAGCGUUCCUCAGAAUCCCUCUGCGGCACCACCCUCAGCUGCUCAAGCUAGAUCUCGCGAACCAGGCUUGCUUACUCAGAUGGCAGCGACAGCAGGUUCAGUAGCCGUUGGCUCUACCAUUGGUCAUGGUCUAUCGAACAUGCUCUUUGGUGGUUCCAGCCAUCCCCCGGCACCUGUCGCGGAGGCUCCUCCAGCCCCUCAAAACUACCAGACCUCGCCCCUAGCUGUGAUGUUCAAGCUCGGGGUCAACUUUACGCGGUGCUUGGAAACCAAUGACGCUUCACAAUGUGGCUGGUUCUUGGAAAAGUUGAAAGAGUGCCAAGCUGUCUCCCGUCAAUAUUAGAUUUAAGCAUUUAUCAAAUGCGGGAUUAAAUGAAAAUUUACACAGAACCCCUGUCCCAACUUUUAUGUAGAGUGGCAAAAAAUUGCAUGUCGACAAAUACCUGGUACAUACAUAUCACGCGACUUUACUAUCGUCACAAGAACACGCCAGAAUUUAUCUCGUCUUACCAUGCC